Molecule: messenger RNA, 654 nt
Organism: Tachysurus fulvidraco (yellow catfish)
Lineage: Eukaryota; Metazoa; Chordata; Actinopteri; Siluriformes; Bagridae
Gene: cacng6b
Product: calcium channel, voltage-dependent, gamma subunit 6b
Exons: 3
Coding region: 1-654 (217 amino acids)
Biological process (GO): regulation of calcium ion transmembrane transport via high voltage-gated calcium channel
Cellular component (GO): L-type voltage-gated calcium channel complex; membrane
Molecular function (GO): calcium channel regulator activity
Source: RefSeq, a predicted model, not a curated record
AUGUGGUCUAACUUUUUCACGCAGCAGGAAGAGGAUUCACGAAUGGGUGGGCAUGUGGGUGCCGGGGCCGGGGGAGGGGGAGGGCGAGGUAAAAACAGGUCCAGGUCCAAACACAUGAGUGAGAGCCAAGAGGGCAAGAUCAAGAUAGCAUUUUUUGUGGCCAUUGUGGGAGUGACUCUAACUGUGCUGGGAGUGGGCACAGAGUUCUGGGUGGAACUGGCACAACCUAAACACUUCCAAAACAACCAGUCAUGCCAGAUGGUGCACUACGGCCUGUGGAAGGCCUGCACACGCACACUCUGGGUGUCCGACAUUGACCCGGAGAGAGAGAGCUGUGGUCCGGCAGAGCUGCCUGGAGAAUCAAACUGCACAUACUUUAAGUUCUACACUUCUGGAGAGAAUGCAGUCAUUUUUAAGAAAACAACAGAUAAAAGCGUCCUGAUCAUGCUGUGCAUCGUAGUUUUCCACCAGUCUGUACUGGCACUGCUAGCGAGUGAUCACACUGUCCCUCUGCACUACGAGAUGUCCUGGUCAGUGGUGUGUGUAGGCUCGGCCGGGGCCAUCCUCCUUGUCGGUGGCAUUCUCUUCCUGUUGAUUUCUUUACCCUUCAAUCCAUUCAAAAAAUGCUUAACACACCAAAACAGCAGUGCCUAG